Messenger RNA from Phyllopteryx taeniolatus (common seadragon), 1360 nucleotides. RefSeq lists its product as uncharacterized. The record is from RefSeq and is a predicted model, not a curated record. Lineage: Eukaryota; Metazoa; Chordata; Actinopteri; Syngnathiformes; Syngnathidae. The coding region runs from base 174 to 989 and encodes 271 amino acids. The transcript has 7 exons.
AACGGCGAAAUUGUCGUAAAAAACGUGUCAUCCUUCCAGCGCCUUAACUUUGUGAACUUUUUAUCGAAGAUAAGCAAUAUGCAGUUCAUUGGGUACUUUUUUUUUUUUUUUUUUUGCAAAAAUAACGAGGUGAUGACAGGAUCCUGCUCGAUAUUACGGUUUAAUUGUGUUCGAUGAUGGCCUCUUGGCAGCCGGUGAGCAAUAUGAGAGAUUAUGUGUCCCAGAACCCUCCGGCCGUGACCUUUUUCCUGUGUCUCCUGACAUUGGCCAUUUCGUUCAUCUGCCUCGGCUCUUACAGCUAUAAUCACACCCUGCCCAAUCCUGACACAGCAAAGGACUGGAACCACCUCCUCUCUGCAUUAGCACACUUCCGUCUGUGUGUAAAAACCAAUUGGAGUUCAGAUGAGCCAGUGCCUCCAGGCCCAUCUCAUCUUACACGGGACAAAAUAGAUGGAGACGCUUCGCUUGACUUGCCGUCGCAACCCCCAACUGUCGUCAGUUUGCAUCUCAAGGUUCCUCUUGCUAUCACAACCAGCCACGGCCUUCCCAAAAAUGUUGAACUUUGCGCAACCUUUACAGCCAGGCAGUUGCAUCUUGGGGGCAAUGAGAUUGUGAAAGUAAACAUCCAUUCUGAAAAUGGUACCGACGCCUGCCUCACUAUAAAAGCGCCAACAGCUCUCCUCCCCAUGAGCCAACUUCCCCCAGAGUGUCCUGCAUCUGGCAACAGCCGUUCAUCUGUCCACGUGGAGGCAAUUGACCAGACACCACCGGCAUCACAAGCCUGCUACCGUCUUCUCUCCAGGAAUGACCCCACUUUCACUGUCAUGUUAACAAAGGAAGAGCAGUGGGUGUCAGUGAGACAUCUCAUAGAAGUCAGUGUGUGUCUGAUAGGAGUUUGUUUAAUACUUUGUUUAGCGACCAGCCUGACACAUUCAAUGAUGCGCAGGAAGGGACUGGAUCUUCAAAAUGAACCUUUGAUGGACACUUGAACACUUUAAUCAACUGAAUAUUGAAAGAUUCAGUCCAAGGCUGUGAGGAAAAACUAUUCUACCGUCCAAUGGGAUCCUAAUGAGAACGUUUUGCGCAAUAUGUACUUCUCAACAGGUUUUCUGUUUACCGUAGUCCAGUGUCUCAGAUAUUUGCUCCGUGUAAAUGUUUGCCGACUUUAGAAUAAAGUAGUAGAAAAUUGUUAAUUCUGUUGCUGUUGAAUUGCACCUAAUACAUACUGUAUGUAUUAAAAUAAAAAAAAUCGAAAUCAAGUCUUUCACAUCAGGAAGUGGAAAAAAGCAAUGUUUAAUAUUUAAUAUAUUAUUACAUGUCUUUAAAACAGUUUCAUGAUUAAUAAAGAACUUUUGUUAGA